Messenger RNA from Dracunculus medinensis (Guinea worm), 1182 nucleotides. Lineage: Eukaryota; Metazoa; Nematoda; Chromadorea; Rhabditida; Dracunculidae. The record is from the annotation of a GenBank genome assembly.
AUGAAGAAAGAAGGACAAUCAAUCAAAAUGAUGCAAGAUAAAAUUAUGGAAUACCUUAAGUCUUUAAGUAAUGAAAAGAAGGCAAAUGCCAACGAGCAUUUGAAAUCAGCUUGUGUUGAACUGGUGAAAAAUGUUGUUGGGGAUGAGAAAGCAGCAUCGCUUAAAGCAAUGCGGGACUCCGGAGCGAAACAAAAGUUGACAGAAAUGUUAAAAGAUGUAAAUGAUGAUAAGAAAAAUUUAGCGGAUAAUUAUGGAGAUUUUUGUAGAAAUCUUUACUGGCUAGACGUUCACCAUCGAAAACGGCGUGAUCACCAUGAAGAUCAUCAUCAUCAUGGCCUCGAAGAAUAUUUAAAGACUCAUUUAUCAUGGUUAUCUGAAGAUCAAGCAAACGAAUUGAGAAAAAUGAAGAAAGAAGGACAAUCAAUCAAAAUGAUGCAAGAUAAAAUUAUGGAAUACCUUAAGUCUUUAAGUAAUGAAAAGAAGGCAAAUGCCAACGAGCAUUUGAAAUCAGCUUGUGUUGAACUGGUGAAAAAUGUUGUUGGGGAUGAGAAAGCAGCAUCGCUUAAAGCAAUGCGGGACUCCGGAGCGAGUUUCUCACAACUAGAACAAAAGUUGACAGAAAUGUUAAAAGAUGUAAAUAAUGAUAAGAAAAAUUUAGCGGAUAAUUAUGGAGCAUUUUGUCGAAAAAUUUUUGAUGCGAAAUUAAGGCAAAGAAGAGAGCAUCCUGAUAGUCUGGAGAAAUACUUUUCGAAGCUUUUGGACUGGAUGUCAAAGGAGCAGAAAGAGGAGCUGAAACAAUUGAAAGCAGCUGCAAAUCUGAAUAUUGUACAGUCGAAAAUUAUUGAAUUUUUUAACGAAGCCAGUGGUGAGAUCAAAGAACUAGCCACCAAAUCUCUUCAGCAAGGAUGUUUGGCUUUGAUAGGAGAUCUGGCUGGUAAUAAAAAGGUGAUUGAAUUAGUGGCAAUGAAAGAUAGCGAUGUCACACGUGAAGAGCUUGAACAAAAGAUAGGCGAUAUAUUUGAAAACAUAUCUAAAGAACAUCAAAACAGUCCUGUAUUAGGAUACGAAAAACCAUGCAAAAUUAUUUAUGGAAUUGGUUCAACAAGGAAACGGAGGCAUUUGAACGAAAAUAAUCUUAACAACAUUAUUCGCUCAAAUAAAGUAUGGUUAAGUCCGGACUAA